AUGUCAUCAAACACUCACUCACCUUGUGCUGCGUGCAAGUUUCUACGGCGAAAAUGCACGCAAGAAUGCGUGUUCGCGCCCUAUUUCCCACCCGACCAGCCUCAGAAAUUCGCAAACGUCCACCGGGUUUAUGGUGCGAGCAACGUCGCCAAGAUCCUGAAUGAACUCAACGCAGCCCACCGAGAAGACGCGGUGACUUCACUGGCCUAUGAGGCAGAGGCCCGCCUCAGGGACCCAGUGUACGGCUGUGUGGGUUUCAUCUCAAUUCUCCAGGGCAAGCUCAAGCAAAUCCAGACUGACCUCUACAAUGCCAAGAAGGACUUAUCUGCCUACAUUGGCCCUCAGGCAUUGAUGAUACCAGUUUUUCACCCUUCCCAACAAACAGACCUAAAUGCAUCUGUGCCCAUGUUGGGGAUUUCCAAUUGUCCUCCGCCCCAACAUGGUUGCGGCGGAGGACAGCUGAUGCAACAACAACAACAAUUGUUCGAGGCUCAUCAGCAAGAGCUUGUGAGGUAUAAUGUGAAUGGGAUGGAUGCGGCGGCAGCGAAUUCAGUUACUGGAAAUGGGUUUAAUCAGAUGCAUGCAGCUGCUGGUACUAAUGGUGUGGUGUCAGCUGGUUCUUUGGGUUUGGGUGGCGGCUUUGACAACAACCCUUAUAACCACCAGAUGCAAUCACAGCAAGCUGCUGCUGCUGCACAUCAUCAGCAUUCUCUUGACUAUCAGCUUCAAGCUCAACUCAUGCUCCAGCCACACCAGGCCCAGCAAUCACAGCUGAAAUCGGAAGGGGAGGAGAGUUGA
This is a messenger RNA of Prunus persica (peach), 798 nucleotides long. RefSeq names its product LOB domain-containing protein 6. The record is from RefSeq and is a predicted model, not a curated record. NCBI's taxonomy places the organism in Eukaryota, Viridiplantae, Streptophyta, Magnoliopsida, Rosales, Rosaceae. The transcript has a single exon. The coding region runs from base 1 to 798 and encodes 265 amino acids.